Molecule: messenger RNA, 1066 nt
Organism: Gastrolobium bilobum
Lineage: Eukaryota; Viridiplantae; Streptophyta; Magnoliopsida; Fabales; Fabaceae
Product: probable CCR4-associated factor 1 homolog 11
Exons: 1
Coding region: 215-1066 (283 amino acids)
Cellular component (GO): CCR4-NOT complex; P-body; CCR4-NOT core complex
Molecular function (GO): poly(A)-specific ribonuclease activity; nucleic acid binding
Source: RefSeq, a predicted model, not a curated record
UAACGUUCCCCACUUUCUAAGCAACAUCAUCUCCGCCACCUUUCCUUUCAUAUAAAAAUCACUCUUCCUUAUCCUCUCCCCUCACACAAACAAAAACAAAAACAAAAACAAACAACCCUUCAACUCAUCUUUUCCUUCUUCUUCUUCUUUCAGCACCAACGCAACACAACACAACACGAUUAGUUGAAAGGUAAAAGGUGAUUUCUAAUUCGAGAUGGGUAUGCUGAGCGAUGAAGACCCUAAUUCGAAACCAAUCUUGAUCCGUGAAGUGUGGGCCUCCAACCUUGAAUCCGAAUUUGAAAUCAUUCGUGAAGUCAUCGACCGUUACCCUUUCAUCUCCAUGGACACCGAAUUCCCCGGCGUUAUCUUCCGUCCCCACGUGGGUCCCACAAAGCCUAACUACCUCAAACCCUCCGACCACUACCGAUUCUUGAAGUCCAACGUUGACGCUCUCAACCUCAUCCAGGUCGGUCUCACUCUCUCCGACGCCCACGGCAACCUCCCUCACCUAGGAACCUCUAACCGCUUCAUCUGGGAAUUCAACUUCAGCGACUUCGACGUCGAGCGUGACCCUCACGCGCCUGAUUCCAUCGAUCUGCUCCGCCGUCAGGGGAUGGACUUUCGCCGGAACGCUGCCGACGGCGUUGACUCGUCGCGGUUCGCUGAGUUGAUGAUGUCGUCGGGACUCGUCUGCAACGAGUCGGUGAGUUGGGUGACGUUUCACAGCGCGUAUGAUUUUGGGUACCUGGUGAAGAUCCUGACCCGACGGAGCUUGCCCAACGGGUUGGAGGAAUUCCUGAGGAUGCUGAGGGUGUUUUUCGGAAACAACGUUUAUGACAUCAAACACAUGAUGCGGUUCUGUAACUCCCUUUACGGCGGUCUGGACCGGAUUGCCCGGACCCUCAAGGUGGACCGGGCCGUUGGGAAAUGCCACCAAGCCGGGUCUGACAGCUUGUUGACGUGGCAUGCGUUUCAGAAAAUGAGGGACAUUUAUUUCUUGAAGGAUGGGCCCCAAAAACAUGCCGGCGUAUUGUUUGGAUUGGAAAUCACCUGUUCGGUUAUUUGA